AUGGAAACAUUGGCUGGAACCAACCUGUCGCAACGAAUGGCGUACGCGAAUGAUGAAUUAUGUGAAGAUACGACAAGAUUGGUUCCAGAGGAGAUCGAAAGCGACGAUUCACUUUGUGCGCUAUGGUACAGCGGCGAUCCUCUAUUGAUCACAAGCAGCCUUCAUCCACUUAAGGUAGUCAUUGCCGCACCGUUGGAACAUGUUGUCACAAAAGGAACGGGUGCCAUCAAGGAAACCGGACACAAUAUUGUCACCUCAUGCGGUGUCGAUGAAAAUCGACACAGAAACAACCCAAUCCGCGUUGGAUCAACUAUCAAUGUUCGGACACCAGACGAAGUCAGGAUGGUUCAAAUCGCGAACAUUACCGAGAUUGGUACGGCAUACACAAAUAGAGCAGUGGAAGCAGCCGCCACAAUAUGCAAAAGACUCAACCUCAUUCUUCUCAUGUAUGGUGCCCGCCUCAGUGCAGCAAUGGCCUUACCUAACAAGUACGUGACUUUGAACGACAUUCAACAAUCUCAAAGAUAUGUUCUGGAUCAGAGGCACACAGGCUAG
This is a messenger RNA of Exophiala spinifera, 555 nucleotides long. RefSeq lists its product as uncharacterized. The coding region runs from base 1 to 555 and encodes 184 amino acids. The record is from RefSeq and is a predicted model, not a curated record. The transcript has a single exon. Lineage: Eukaryota; Fungi; Ascomycota; Eurotiomycetes; Chaetothyriales; Herpotrichiellaceae.